GCCCUUCCCCCUUCCCCUGGGCCUCAGCAGUGCCGCGGCCAACGCCGGGAUGUGGGCCUCGCUGUGGCUUCUCUGCGUGGGGGCUCUGCUGCCGGGACCUCCAGCCUGCCAUGCCUCCACGCCCGCGAGCACACGAGAGACGCUUCACUUCAAGUCAUGGCUGUCACAGCACCAGAAGCAGUACAGCGCUGAGGAGUACCCACAACGGCUGCACAACUUCCUCCGGGCGCGCAGGACCAUCAGCCGGCACAACUCGGGGAACCACACCUUCCAAAUGGGGCUGAACCAGUUUUCAGACAUGACCUUCGAUGAGAUCAGACGCAUGUACCUGUGGACACAGCCUCAGAACUGCUCGGCCACCAGAGGGAACUAUGUCCGGGGCACUGGCCCCUACCCGCCCUCGAUGGACUGGCGUAAGAAGGGCAAGUUCGUGUCCCCAGUGAAGAACCAGGGCAGCUGCGGGAGCUGCUGGACUUUUUCCACCACGGGGGCCCUGGAGUCCGCCGUCGCCAUCGCCGGCGGGAAGCUGCUGUCCCUGGCCGAGCAGCAGCUGGUGGACUGCGCCCAGGCCUUCAACAACCAUGGCUGCCAAGGGGGGCUGCCUAGCCAGGCCUUUGAGUACAUCCACUAUAACAAGGGCAUCAUGGGAGAGGACGCCUACCCCUACCGCGGACAGGACGGGCGCUGCAAGUUCCAGCCUGAGAAGGCCAUUGCCUUCGUGAACGACGUGGUCAACAUCACGCUGAAUGACGAGGAGGCCAUGGUGGAGGCGGUGGCCUUCCACAACCCUGUGAGCUUUGCCUUCGAGGUGACCGAUGACUUCAUGAUGUACAGAAAAGGCAUCUACUCCAGUACUUCCUGUCAUAAGACCCCAGACAAAGUGAACCACGCGGUGUUGGCCGUGGGGUACGGAGAGAAAGAUGGGGUGCCCUACUGGAUUGUGAAGAACUCUUGGGGGCCCUACUGGGGCAUGAACGGGUACUUCCUCAUCGAGCGCGGGAAGAAUAUGUGCGGGCUGGCGGCCUGCGCCUCCUACCCCAUCCCCCAGGUGUGAGCGUCCCGGGCCGGCACGGCUGCACGCGGAGGACACCCCCAGCGAUGGGCCCAGAGGGCCACAGGCCCCAAUAAACAGCCACUUCCGAGAA
Messenger RNA from Erinaceus europaeus (western European hedgehog), 1145 nucleotides. It is a transcript of the gene CTSH, whose product is annotated as cathepsin H. Bases 50 to 1054 code for a protein of 334 amino acids. Gene Ontology annotation, biological process: immune response. NCBI's taxonomy places the organism in Eukaryota, Metazoa, Chordata, Mammalia, Eulipotyphla, Erinaceidae. The transcript is spliced from 12 exons. Gene Ontology annotation, cellular component: lysosome. Gene Ontology annotation, molecular function: cysteine-type endopeptidase activity. The record is from RefSeq and is a predicted model, not a curated record.